Amoebophrya sp. A120 is the source of this 6425-nucleotide messenger RNA. The record is from the annotation of a GenBank genome assembly. NCBI's taxonomy places the organism in Eukaryota, Dinophyceae, Syndiniales, Amoebophryaceae.
AGCACCAACUUCUGUAUAUAUUUGGUUCCCGCCUUCAGGCUUACACCAUCGUAGUUACUGAGUAUUCCUCACGAAAAAUAACUGAAUUUCGGAGAGAAUGAUGGAUUUUUUCCGGCGUAAAGCCGGUGGCUCCUCCCGGUCUCAAAGCCCCGCUCCGCGGCCCGGCCAACAACCGCCCAUUAACUACGGACCACCGAAUGCGACGAGCUAUUCCUCUAGUCAGCCGCCCCCGCCGGGAAGUUACUCCUCUUCGCAGCCACCACCCGGCGCUUACGGUGGGCCGCCCCAGCCUGGCGGUGCUCCACCUCCGAUGGGAGGCCCACCUCCUGGAGGCCCACACGGUCCGCCUCCGGGUGGACCGAUGGGCAGCGGCAUGAUGAACAAUUCUGCUCCUCCACCUGCAACCUCCUCGUGGGGGUCCUUACCACCCGCGCACCAAGGGCCACCCGGUGGUGGACUACCACCUGGUCAGCAGGAGCAAGGAAUGAUGUCACAAUCAGCUCCGCCAAUGAACCAGAACGACUACUACUCCGCAGGAGGUUACCAACAGGAACCGAUGCAUCAGCAGCCAAGUAGACCUCCCCCGACACAACACGGAGGACCGGGCGGGACGCAUCUCGGUAGUAUGAGUAACAACAACAAUUCUGUGAACAAUGUGGGCAGCUCGCUGCCGCCGAACGCCGCCCCGAUGGCGAGCUUCGCGAAUUUCGCACCGGGGGACUUUGAGGUAGACGUCGAGCAGCAGCAACAUCCACAAGCAGCGAGAGGCGUUCCGGUUCCCGCAAGACAGGACCAGAGCAUGACAGGCGGGAACGGAGGCACUGGUGGGCCACCAGUGCCGGGUGGGGCGUUUUACGACGAUAGGCCGUCCUCUCAGCUCGGUGGUGUUGACCAAAACAGGUCUCGACCGAGUGGCCCUCCACCCCGUCGGGACAAUGACGUUUUGUCGUCAAACACGAAUGAAGAAGGAGGAAUGGUAUAAUUAUUUUUUUGGUUUUGGCACUGUAUGACAUUGACACCACAAAGACUUUGAUAAAUUGUCGCUCAUGGUCUAUCUGUACAAAAUCUUCCUGAAGAACAUUUAUGAAUUGCCGAAAUAUUUUAUUAAAAUCAGGUCCCCACCGAAACCGAAGUUGACCGCAUCAUCUCUAUGCUUCCAGAGUCCGAACUGGACGGUGUCACACUGCUUUCUUCCAUCGAGCAGGCAGUCCUGAACUCCCUCGAGCAGGGCAACUACGACCGAGUUGAGAAACUUUCCGCAAUGUCCCACCGACUCUCCAAUGCCAUGAAGGAAGCGGCGAGCGGAAACCCGGUGUCGCAGCAAAACCGCACCGCCGCAAACGCAGCGGGGUUCAGUUUGCACGAAAACUCGGCGUCGCAGGACCAGAUGGACAACGUGAGUUUUGGGUUUCCGGACCUAGGAGGCGAUAUGAGCCGUGGUGGCAGUGGACCCGGCCCGGCAUCUUCCUCCUCGCGUGGCGGGAGUAAGUCGAAAGAUAACGCGAAUCUUCAAAAUGCAGGACCAGGAGACGAUCGCAACAUGGAUUUCGGCGACGAGCUCGGCAACAUCGGUUUUCCCGAUGUGGUUUCUGAUCAGCCACCAUCCGACCGCGAGAGAAGGAACAAGGAUAGAACCUCCUCGAGUGUUAAACCGGGGAAAUCACCGAAAAAGAAAAAGAAGAAAAAAGCGAGUUUCGAAGAUCAGGACAAUAACGUGGGUGAUACAACUUUUGAGCAAAGCCAAAACCCAACCGUGACCGGGUUUCCAACUGCUUUUGAAGAUGUGCAAGGUCCUGGGAUGACUAAAUCGGGACCAAGUAAAUCCUCCAAAUCUACUACUUCCCAACAAGAGGCUGUUGCUCAGAAGUCGAGCAGCAAAGAGUUCCCCACGACUUUCUUUGACAUGACCAGCGAUGCCGGGACUAUCGAGCCACUGAAUCUCAACAACACGGAUGAAGAGCGCGCGGACGCGAGCGGCUCGAAGGACGGGGGGAGCGGGGAUAAGACCUUGCAGCCCAUUGACGAAGAAGAAGCGGUCGUUUUUGAGUUUCCGACCCAGCACCACAGGAACAAUCAUCCGACUGAUGGCCGCCCCUCUUCGAAGGAACAGGGGCCCAAUAUCGGAGAUCUGAUCGACCAGAUGAUGGACGGCAUCCUCACACGGGACAGCACAGCGACCACUGCAUCAACAAGAACAGCAGGCGGUCCUCAGGACAAGACCUCCGAGGGGGGGCGAAGCACUACCGCAACGAUAGCGCCAUUGAACGCGGAAGCAGCUGCAAUAUCCGAUCCGACAGGAGCCACUCUCGCAGUUCCACAGACUCCUUCUUUUGGUCUACCGCUGCAGGCAGGAACCGCACUCAGUGAUGUUGCCCAAGCAACUGUGCCUGCGACACCUAGCGCGGCCGGUGUAGUUCCGACAUCUGGCGGUCUUCUCGGCGGUACUGCAGGAACAAUACAACCGCCCUUGCACGCGCAGGAGCAACCACUGUCGCAGUUCCACCUACAGCAGAUACAGAUGCAGCAAGCGGCCCAGCAGCAGCAACAGCAGCUUUACCCGCCCCCUGCUGCAUCUGGCUCCGGUAGUCCAGCACCUUCUGUCAUGCAACUCCCGCCCGCGUUGCUUCAACACCAAAGCCAAGAUCUCCUCGCCCAACCUCCAGAGCCCUCCACCCCCUCGGUCAAUUCCUUCGAUCUCCGGUGGCACCCGGACGCGCUGCUCCAUUGGGAACGGAAGGAAAAGCAGUACAAGCAGAAAAUUGAGGAGCAAGCCAAACAGAUCACCAACGAGCAGCACAACGUGAAGGCGAUUUUGUCGCAGUUGCAAUUUUCCUCGUCCCAAAUGACGAAAACAAAAGAGAAGUACGAACAGACGAUCAAGCUCUGGCAGCAGCAAUUCUACGACUUGGCCGAAAAGUUCGCAGAGUUGCAGCAGAACCACGCGACCUUGCAGAAGGAAUUUAAAGAAAACGAGGAAAAAGCGACCGUUCGGGAGAAGACCCUGUCGGAUACGAGGGAGCGGUUGUUUUCUGAAAAGGCGAAAGUGGCAAACAUGAUGGACGAAGUGGAAGAAAAGCGGUUGCUCUACGACACAUUGCAGAGGUAUCCACAGAAAAAAACCCAUCCACAUCCAAUUUGUCAUGCAAAAAACGUAUCAAGUCAUGUGUUUGUCAUGCAAAAAAUGAAUGUGGAUGGGUGUUUUUUCCUGCAUAAGAGGAGGCUGUUGGAUUCGAAAAAAUCCCACAAGUCUGCGGAACAGGAACUGAGAGAACUGCACCAUAUUCUGGACACGACGAAAACAGCCGUCGUUGGGGGGAAGGUAUUUUGAAAUUUGUACUUCAUCUUCGCACUCAAUAUUUUGUAUCGGUUCAACAUCGCUUUUGGUUUUAUUGACGUGAGUGACCUAGUAACCGAAUGAAGCGCUCGCCCUGUUCAUUUCAAAAAACUCUAUGUAUAAAUAUGUACGAAGCGACUACUUAAAAUAAGGUCACCGUCGAGCGCGGCACUUCUUCCUCUUCCACCUACCGCGACGUGUGCUCGCCUGUCAUGGCGGAUCGUGACGAUGAGCUGGCGGCCGCGGAGAAGGGGCCGGCAAACGCAAACAAAACUGUGAAAGCUUUGAUAUGGCGUUCUCAACUGUUACAUUCUCAAGUGUUACAUGGAUUUGUCAUGCAAGAAUGGGAGAAGUGAAAGGGGGGAGGUUGCAUCUGUAGCAUUACAAAUUCCGAACAGAUUUGGGCGCUGUUUAGCCAUUCGCACAUUUGUCAUGCGAAGCAGCUUGAUCGUGUGGAUCUUGAUGAUCAUUUUGCAUGACAAAUCAUGUAACAGUUGAGAAUGUAACGUUUGAGAACGCCAUACUUGAAGCGGUUACCACUGCCGGAGAAAUUCUGUCCUGUGAUUCUGGAUGCGAAGGGGAUGGACGCUGGUGGUACUUGGUUCUUUGGUGAUGUCAAUGGGAUGUUGCUGUGUGUAUUAUGGUAUGCGCUUUUGUUUUCUCGGGCUGGUAAAAAUAUUGUCAAGUUCAUUGUUUAUGGCUCACUAGUACCUCGGCGUCCCGUAAUAUCCUCCCAUUGCCUUUGCCAUAGCCAUGGUCGGACGAUGAAUGCUCCGAAAAAAAACAGGUAUUUCAGUCCCGCCCCACGACCCAGCUGCACCACAACACUCUUCCUCGUCUACCGCAGCGUCAUCCGAAGCACCACAAGUCGUGGUCUCCCCAGAGCUAACCGCGACCCUGACGGAGCACUACAGGAAUUUGGCAGUCCACGGCACCGGGCCGGUUUUUGAAGAUCCAAACAUUCUCGUUUCCGUCGCGAGUAUCGAGCCGGAUAACAUCAUAUCAACGGGAAACAAUUUUCCGUUCCCGUACACGUACGGUGCAAAUGCUGUUAUUUCUGCAUGACAAACUUUUCCUUGAAUUCUCUUCCGCAUGACAAGUCGCUUCUUCUAAGUUCUUGGUGAAAUUUUUGAUGCAUUCUGCACAUGUGCGGGAAAUUUGUAUUGCAUACAUCACCUUCCACGUGCUGAACAAGGGCAACAUGCCGGCGGAUGUGCUGGAUUUCGAGCUCGCGCUAGUCGGGAGUAGUGGAAACAGGGUUUUGCUGGCGCAGAAAGAGGCCGAGGAGAAGAGCGCGAGCAGACAAUACGGGUCCUUGUCCCCUUCCAAGCGUUCCCGGUCGCCGGCGAGAAUUACAAAUAGUUCGAAUCGGCCAGGGGAUCAAAUGGAUAAUUCCUACGAGGAUUUGUCUGGAUUCUUGAAGCACAGCAAGCCGGUGAAAGGCGUUUUGAUGACCGCGAAGACGGAGCCCAAGGAGAUACAAGCAGCCAGCACAUCAAAAUCCCCGUCUUCGAGUCGGAAUCUCGAUACAACAAAACCCUUCUGGUCCGGCAGACAGUCCCAGUCGGUUCCGAAAACGGUGCAACGAACCGGGCUCGGGCAGCUACCAGGCGAGCGGCACCGGGCGACAGCGUUGCGCUUGCCCAGCAUUUGGCCGAAAAACGCGCAAACCUGCGAAGUGCGGUUGAUGAACUAUAAUCAGCAAGGAAUAGACGUGUCAGAAGGCGGGAAUUCACAUGCAGCAGGACAAGCAACGGAGCAGGCCGGGGGUAAAAACAGCAGCUCCUCCUCGUCCAGCACUUCCCACCCGACAACUUCAGCAGCCAACAACAACACCCUGAACCUCCUCGAUUCGAUGCUGUACGAGGACGCGCCAAUUCUAGAACUCUGGUACAGUUCCGGUUCCUCGGAAAACCUGACAAACUACUUCGCGAUCCGUUUCCCCCUCCACGCCAUUGUCCGGAAGUGCAAUCUAUGCAUUGCAAAAGUACUAUCGCACUAGAGUGGAAAUGGAAUGAUAAAUUUGCGCAAGUAGAAGAAAUAAAGUCGAAUUUGUCACGCUGAUUAAACUGGAUAAAAGAUUAUAUUGUCAUGCAUGGCUGCAUAAUUGCUCCUUCUGCAAGUGCGAUAGUACUUUUGCAGAUGAUACAAUCUGCGACCGUUGUCUCUGAUAAACCACGCCGCCUUCUUCGAGCGUUGGAUGCAGAAGGAAUUCCUGGAGAACGAAGUUUGUUUCGUCUCCAGGGCGAGGAAGGUGUUCUCGAAAGACAAAAAUGGAAUGCUGCAUUUUCUUAAAUGCUGUCAAUUGGGGGACAGGUUACGGGCGUUGCCGCACUUGCAGUCGGACGGGGAAGUGGUUGCGACGAACAAGCCAACCUCGAGCGAAAGUAGCAGAAGUCAGUUGCCACGAGCUACUGCUGCCUCCUACAAGCUUCUCCUAGCCGCCGUCGUCCGACGGGCGACCGUCUCUCCGGAGGUUUUAGUGCAGGCAGAGAUCGUGGACCAGAAUGUGUUUGUCACGGUUCGGUCCACGCAAAUUGCGGUGUCACGAGCAAUGAGCGCAGCUUUGGUGGACGUUUUAGCGGAUGAAGGUUCAGUCAACGCCGGCGUUGCGGUCGCGGGGCAGGAAAUGGUAAUCGCGACCGAGAAGCAAAAUGCCGCUGCAGCAACGUCUAGUUCUCCGAAUCGCAGAAGUAAAGCAAACCAGCACAACAUCCAACAAGGCCCCAUUCCGGGCCGGCAGCCACCGCCUUCCGCGACCGAGAUCAAGGAGAAGGAAGAAGCGGAGCAACUUCUGAAGAAGAAAGAGACUUAUCUGUUUGACGCAGAGAAGUUGGAAGACGCUUUUGCACUCGAACCCACACCCACACUGGAGAAGUUGACGAAGGUCAGCGAGGCGAAUCAUGGGCAGGAACCGCUGCCGGCUUUCUACAACGAAAAUGGCGAGUUGGAAAAUAACGGGAAAAGCUUAGAGGAAAUCCGGUCGAAGUUCACGCGGACCCGGUGCGAAACGCUUUUGGAGCAGAUUAAGAGGCGGCAGCGGAGCUACGUGAUCGACAAACUCACAGGGACCGGGGGGAUGCAGUUUUGA